Molecule: messenger RNA, 1630 nt
Organism: Neltuma alba
Lineage: Eukaryota; Viridiplantae; Streptophyta; Magnoliopsida; Fabales; Fabaceae
Product: phenolic glucoside malonyltransferase 1-like
Exons: 1
Coding region: 139-1581 (480 amino acids)
Source: RefSeq, a predicted model, not a curated record
UUUAUCUAAUCAUUGUAAGAAUUAAUUGAAGGCAAAAUAAACAAAUAUUGUAAUAACACUGGGGUCUUAAAGCGAAGAUCUAAUUUCCUUUAUAUAUAUCUGGUAUAUGUUAUAGUACGCAUCCUCUGCUUCAUUCUUAUGGCGUCUCUGAAAAUACAAGAGCUCUGCAGAAUUGCUCCGCCACCAUCUUCACCGAAGUCCUCCUUCUCUCUCACCUUCUUCGUCUUGCUUUGGCUCAGACUCCAUCCCGUCGAGCGUCUCUUCUUCUUCUCUCUUCCUCACUUAAGCCAUUCUUCCUUCUUCGAUUCCAUCGUUCCAAAGCUCAAACGCUCCCUCUCUCUCACUCUGCAACACUUCCUUCCUCUCGCUGGAAACAUCGUUUGGCCCUCCGAUUCACCCAAACCCAUCGUUCAAUACACUCCUGGAUAUGCCGUCUCUCUCGCCAUGGCCGUUUCCGAUUCUGAUCUCAACCAUGUCUUGAACAAAUCCCCUCGUGACGCCUCACAAUCUCGUGCUUUUGUUCCCAACUUGGAUUCUUCUGAUUCAUUCGCUUCGGUUCUUUCACUGCAGAUCACUCUGUUUCCCAAUAGUGGAUUUUGCAUAGGCAUGAGUUCGCACCAUGCUUGUUUAGAUGGUAAGUCAGCGACUAUGUUCAUGAAGGCCUGGGCUUAUCUAUGUCGAACAGAAGCAGAGAACGAAUCUUCUGGUUUUCUUCCUCAAGAACUACAACCAUUCACAGAAAGAGAAGUUAUCAUCGAUCCAUGUGGCAUUGACAUUACAUACAUUAAUGGGUGGUCAGGUUUAGAUCCCACUCAUCAGGCUCAGAAGAGCCAGCCAUUGAGCUUGAAGAUUCUCUACGACGUGUUCCCGCUUUUAGUGGACCACUCUGCUCGAGCCAUAUUCGAGCUCAAACGCUGGGAUAUAAACAAGAUAAAAGAAAGGGUUUUGCAGAAAUGGGAAAAUUCCGAGACCAAAGAAGAAAAAGAAGACUCAACACUUUCAAAGCCUCAAAAUUUAUCAACCUUCGUCCUUACAACUUCUUAUGUUCUGGUUUGCCUUGCCAAGGCCGUUGAAACAACUGGCGAAAACAAGAGAAGGAAACUGUUAUUCUGCUUCCCAGCUGAUUGUAGGGCCAGAUUAGAGCCUCCAAUCCCCGAAACCUACUUUGGUAAUUGUGUGAUGCCUCAGAUACUUGAAAUACAGCCAGAAAACAUAAAAGAUGAGGAUGGGUUAGUCAUGCUUGCCAAGAAAAUACACAGAAAGAUAAAGAAAAUACAGAAAGAGAAAGGGGCGCUUGAUGGAGCAGAGACACUGUUUUCUGGGUAUUCUUUGCAAUCUGCAGAAGGAAUCGAAGUUCAGUACAUAGCAGUAGCCGGGUCGACCCGGUUCGGGGUUUACGAGACUGAUUUUGGGUGGGGAAGGCCUGAGAAGAUGGGGACACUUUCAGUGGACAGAGGUAUAACAAUGGCGAUGGCAGAGAGUAAAGAUGGUGAUGGUGGCGUCGAAGUGGGACUCGCACUAAAGAAGCGUGUGAUGGAUCAGUUUGCUUCCUUGUUUGCAACAAUGAUUGCAUCUCUUUGAUGUCAAAAUAUCAUGAUUUGAAAUCUGGCAAUUAGCUUAAUUUUCAAAA